This is a messenger RNA of Moesziomyces aphidis, 1914 nucleotides long. The record is from the annotation of a GenBank genome assembly. NCBI's taxonomy places the organism in Eukaryota, Fungi, Basidiomycota, Ustilaginomycetes, Ustilaginales, Ustilaginaceae.
AUGGCCGCUGCCUGGAGCACAGCGGACCCUAGUGAUGCACCGGCUGGAGCGCUUGCGUCGUCACACCCCAACCGCCCAACGCUUUUCCCGUUGGUUGGCCUGCUGGUCUGCAUGCAUGCCCUUGCGCCAUCAAACCCUCCUUCGAACGCCCGCACCCGCGAAAGCAACCCGCCGCCCGCACCCCCUUGCCCUGACUUGCCCUUACUCACCACCACCUCCUCCUCAGCAGCUCCUGCCUCUCCCCCACCAUCCACUACCGCGCUCCGUCUCAUCUCGCCGCCGUCGCCGCCGUCAUUCUCACCGUCGCUGCGCGUGCUACAUAUUCAGAAGCACCGCUGCAAGGUCGGCCGCUCCAUCUUGCCACAUACAAGCCCGCCCUGCCUGCCCCCUCCAUCCCAUAGACGUCCGCAGCUCAAGCGGCGUGCAGCGCUCAGAGCAUACAUCCCGCUACGUCCCAUCAUCUCGAUCCCCUCCCUCUUCAUGACGUCGACUGCACCCCCGCCUUCCAGGGGUUACGCGCCGCUGGGCCAGCUCCCCGCCUCUAUGCGUUCCUCGCAGCCCAUGCCUGCUCCGCUCAGCCGCGUUGCCCUGGCCGCUAAGCAGAACCAGAUCCUCGCGCUCCAGGCGCUCCAGGCAGCCGCCGCCUCGGCUUCCGCCUCCGCCUCCGUCUCCUCGGCAUCCUCCUCCACCGCCGGCUCUCCCCCGCCUGCCACAUCGUACCUCAAGCCCUCCGUCGGCACUGUCCAGACCGCAGGUGCCAAACGCGGCCGCAAGUUCCAAGCAUUUAGGGCGCCAGCGCUCGUCACCUCUCCGCUAGCAUCUUCGCUGCCACAUUCGUCGGCACAGACCACAGCCAAGCUGACGCCGCUCAUCACCACCAGCGUGCCACACUGGUCUGCCGAGGGGUCGCAUCCGCUCUUUGAUCCGUCGUCCGGCAAGCGAUCCGAGAUCUACUCUCUCACCAACGACCGCUAUCCCGGUGCGCCAGGCACUGCGCUCGCCAAGGCGCGCGAGGCCCAGCAAAAGGCUCUCCAGACGGCCAAGCGCGAAGCCGCCAAGAAGCUCGCAUCCAAGGCCGAGCUCGAGCAUCUCGGUGUCAAGGGACUCGGCAAGAAGCGCAAGAGCAGCAGCCCCUACGCGACCGUAGGUGCCACCGCCAAUGCUGCUACGACUGUUCAGGUAGAUCCGGUGUAUUCGGCAAGCACAUCGCGAGCCGUCCAGGAGUACAUUGCGAGCCAAGCCAUGAGCCGCGACUCUUCCCGCAGCCGUUCCUCGGCCAAGCCCGCAGCCUCGGACAACACUCUCACGGUGCCUUCGGUCAGUCGAUCGCGUCGACCCGCUUCGAGGGCGUCCUCGCCGGCUCCAGCAAUGGCCCAGGCGCCAUCCGCACGGCGCUCGGGCACCCGUUCGGGAUCCACAGCUCCUUCGGAAGAAGAGGCGACGCGCAACAGCCGUGGGUCUCCCUCGCGCGGGACCAGUCCGCCGGAUCAGAACAAGAGCCUGCACGGCCUGUCUUCGACGGCACCAUUCCAGAGCAGUCCUCUCGCCGCCAGCGCAAUCACGAUGGAGCCACUGCUCGACACCGAAGACGCCGAGCAGAACAGCGCCAAGCCCGAUGCAUCCCUGGCUGAGGUCUCGGUCUCGGCGGCGCGUGCUGCCUCAUCUGCCAAGCGCAAGGCUAGCGCUUUGAGCCAGGAGGUGCAAGCCGACAAUAGCGUCGAGGUUGCAGCAGCCGAUGCUCUAGACGAGACGAGCAAGCGGCUCAAGCGCGAUGGCGACGAAACGAGCGCCGAUCCAGCCGGACACGAGGCACCUGCGCGCCACGUCAAGGAAGGAUCGCCCUCGUCGGUCUCGUCCAGCCGCCGCACAUCGCCCAGGAUGUCGUCGCGCCGCAUCGUCGCCGAAGCUGCAUGA